This is a messenger RNA of Adineta steineri, 942 nucleotides long. The record is from the annotation of a GenBank genome assembly. Lineage: Eukaryota; Metazoa; Rotifera; Eurotatoria; Adinetida; Adinetidae.
AUGUUCAAAAAUGUCUUUCGAUUAUCGACUAUUGUUCGUCCCAUUCAACAUGAACAAAAACGUUCUUUUUUAACAAUUAUUAAUCAAGGUUUUGAAGGAUAUCGAACAACAUUUGGUAAAAAUCCAGUACAUUUGAAACCAGGCCUUAGUCUAUCAAUUCCUAUAUUACACGAUGUUCAAAAAGUUGAUAUGCGUGAAGCUGGUAUGAAUGUUGAUAAAAUCGAUGCUUAUACAAAAGAUAAUGUGCCUGUACAAUUAUCUGCUGUUUUAUUUUAUCAAGUUAAAAAUGCGUAUAAAGCUUGUUUUGAUGUGACAGAUUAUCAUUCAAGUAUUCGUUCAGUUGGAACAUCAUCACUUCGUUCAAUUGUUGGUCAAUUUGAAUAUGAUCAAAUUAUUGGUGAUCGAAAUAAAAUUAAUAAAGAAUGGUUAUUAGUUGUUGGUGAUUCGAUUGAACACUGGGGUAUACAAACAACUAAAGCUGAAAUUCAAUCAUUUGGUCCUCUCGAUGCAUCUGUAGCUAAAACAUUAGAAAAACAAAUGGAUGCUGAACGUGAUCGACGACAACAAGAAUUAAAUACACGAGCAAAAAUCAAUAUUAGUGAAGGUGAAAAACAAUCAACAAUUCUUCAAAGUGAAGGAAGCCUUGUUGCAGCAAAGAAUUUAGCUGAUGCUAAUUUUCUUACUAUGCAAAGACAAGCCGAAGGACAGAAAUAUUCAAUUGAACAAGAAACAUUAGCACUUACUGAACAAUUACAAGCGAUUAGUAAACAAUUAAAUAAUGAUCAUCAUUUAGCUAUUCAGUAUUUAUUAGCAAGAAAACGUUUUGAUGAAUUACAAGCAAUUGCAAAUGGAAAGAAUAAUUCGACUUAUUUUAUUAAUAAUCAAACUGAAGGUAUACAUAGUAUGAAAAUGUUUACAGAUCUAAUGAAAAAAGAUUCAUAA